Messenger RNA from Spinacia oleracea (spinach), 805 nucleotides. RefSeq lists its product as uncharacterized. Lineage: Eukaryota; Viridiplantae; Streptophyta; Magnoliopsida; Caryophyllales; Amaranthaceae. The transcript has a single exon. Bases 135 to 575 code for a protein of 146 amino acids. The record is from RefSeq and is a predicted model, not a curated record.
UGGGCACAAAAGAUAAGCUACAAGUUGAAUAAUACCCAAUAGUUGAUGAUAAGGGAUUAAGGGACCAAACCAGUGUCCACAUCCUUACAACUUUCCUCAGAUUUUCUAACAGAGAAAAAAAACCAUCAAAAACAAUGGCAGCUAAACUUCUCUUAAACCACUACCAUCUAAAACCCACAACUUCUAUACCAUCAUCAUCACUCUCAAAACAUCAACCACAUCAUGGAACUCUAAGCUUCAAUCUACAUCAAAAUAAGAGGCGAUUUCCAGUAAUGACAGUUUCUGCAGCAAUUCAGCCACUUGAUAUGACAGAGGAGAACAUCGAGAAAGUUCUGGGUGAUGCUAAGAUCGAGUUGGCUCAGUUGUUUGACAAGGAAGUGGGUAUAACAGGACAAGUUGAACUUGCAGAGCUUGAUGGACCAUUUGUUAAGAUUAGAUUAAGAGGGAAGUUUUGGCAUAAGAGAAGUACAGUUGUUGCUAGGCUUGAAAAUUACUUGAAACAGAGGAUUCCUGAGAUUUUGGAGGUUGAUAUUGAAGAUGAGAAGAUGUUGGAUGAUAGUCCUGCCAAUUUCUGAUGUAGUAGUAAUUCAGCUUUUUACAGAAUGUUUGUUUGUGCAGUGUACAUUAUCCAUGGUUUUCUGGUUCUUUUGUCUAGGUUUUUCGAUUAAAAGUUUAGGCGACUAUGUGAUAGUUGCCAUUACAAUUGCUACUGUAAGAACAGAUUGAUUAAAGGGUAGUUUUUGGAAUAAAAGAUCCUAUUAUCAGUUUGAAAUGAUAUAGAGUACUGUAUUAAUUUUCAUCUGAA